UAGUAUCAGAAAAAGGAAAAUCAUUUCUCAUUUCUCUCCAGUUUUCACAACGAACGGAACAAAAUGUAUCGCAAGGAACGCUACCUUCUAAUGUGCACCGAGUGCAAUCUAUUCUUUCCACCGUCACAAUUUCGCUAUCAUGUGCCGCAGUUUCGCAUGUGCGAGAGCUGCCGUCUGCUCAAUUUGGACAUUGUUAACUAUCUCGAGCGUUAUGUGUAUACGCCGAGAUUGCUUUGCUGCUAUAGCUCCUUUGAGAACCGUUUGGAUCGCAUUCAUCGCAAAUGCCUAGCCUUGGAAAAGGAGCUGGACGAUUUGAAGGAAAGAUUUGCCAGGCGCGAUGAAGAGAAAGCAUGCAGGAAGAUAUACGAGGUGGUCAACAAGAAGGAAGAGGAGAAUACUGGAAACGAAAAACAGGAUUUGAAGAUAAAAAUGAAGAUAGUCAAGAAGAAGAACCACAAGAAGGUUAAAUUCGAAGUUGAAGAAAAUGCAAACCAAGAGGAAACGAUGCAGCAAGUUUCGCCUCCAAAGAAGAUCAAGCUGGAGAACAUGGAUGGGGUCGAAGAAGAGAAAUUCGCCGACGAGAAGGAGAAGAAGAAUCCGAGCAAGGAGGAAGACGAUGAAAUGAAAGAGGAGAAAGAUGUAGACAACGAGAAAGAGCAGAAUGUCGAAGAAAUGGUAGAACAAAUCAUCGACGAAAUUCUCAAAAAAUCAUUGAUUUGAACACUGAAAAUGAAGACGAAAACCACAAAGAAGCCACGAUGAUAAUGAAUGAAGUGAAGAUGAAAACCACAAAGAAACCACGAUGGUAAUGAAUGAAGUGAAGACAAAAACGACAAAGAUGCCAUGAGGAUAAUGGAAUAAAGAGAAUGGAGACCAAAAAGAACACACAAUUCAACACCUUCGUAAAGAAAAAGACGAAAUCUGAUUUUGAACAUUUAUAUAAAAUUCUUAUAGCAUAAAAAAUAAACGAAAAUAUC
Drosophila willistoni is the source of this 977-nucleotide messenger RNA. RefSeq names its product titin homolog. The transcript is spliced from 2 exons. The record is from RefSeq and is a predicted model, not a curated record. NCBI's taxonomy places the organism in Eukaryota, Metazoa, Arthropoda, Insecta, Diptera, Drosophilidae. Bases 64 to 720 code for a protein of 218 amino acids.